Messenger RNA from Trifolium pratense (red clover), 681 nucleotides. Its product is annotated as TATA-box-binding protein-like. Gene Ontology annotation, molecular function: RNA polymerase II general transcription initiation factor activity; DNA binding. Lineage: Eukaryota; Viridiplantae; Streptophyta; Magnoliopsida; Fabales; Fabaceae. Gene Ontology annotation, biological process: DNA-templated transcription initiation. The transcript is spliced from 2 exons. The record is from RefSeq and is a predicted model, not a curated record. The coding region runs from base 221 to 526 and encodes 101 amino acids.
AUAAAUACCUAAUUUUGAGAAAACUUUUGUGAUUUCAAUUAGAUUCAUGAAAAUUGUAAACCCUAUUUCUUCAAUUGAUUCCUGAUUUUUUAAACCUAAAUUGAUCGUUUUUGUGAUGAGAUGAAAGUGAAUAAUUAAUUAUGAAGAUGGUAUUUUAUUUUUUGUUGAUGAUUGAUUAAGCUUAAUUUAAUUUGUUGUUUAUAAUAAUAUAUUAGGGUAGAUGGCUGAUCAAGUAUUGGAAGGGAGCCAACCUGUAGAUCUAAAGAAGCAUCCUUCUGGGAUUGUGCCUACAAUUCAAAAUAUUGUUUCAACAGCCAAUUUGGAUACUAAGUUGGAUCUCAAAGCAAUUGCUCUCCAAGCUCGUAAUGCAGAGUACAAUCCCAAGGAGGAAGAAGAAGAUGAUUUAAUUGAGGAUGUGUUGGCUGAUAUAGAAGAAGAUGAAAGAUUAAGGAGGAAGAAGAAGAGGAUUCGUUACAUUGAAGAUUUAUAUAGAGAUACAGUUCCUAUAGUUAAUGAUAAGAAAUAGGUUACAUUAAUAACUGACUUGUGUUAGAAGCUAACUUAAUGAGUUAGAUACAGGUUCCGUACAAUUCAGAUACUUUACAAUAGCUAUAUGCUGAAAUAUUAUGUUUAAUCUUUUAAUCUUUCUCUAUUUUUUUGUUUUGAUAUAAACACUAUAUU